Triticum dicoccoides is the source of this 2212-nucleotide messenger RNA. RefSeq lists its product as uncharacterized. The coding region runs from base 525 to 2006 and encodes 493 amino acids. The record is from RefSeq and is a predicted model, not a curated record. The transcript is spliced from 4 exons. Lineage: Eukaryota; Viridiplantae; Streptophyta; Magnoliopsida; Poales; Poaceae. Gene Ontology annotation, molecular function: protein binding.
GGCCACACUGACGCAACGCGCCCCGACCCCAAGGCCCUCCGGGCCGCCGCCGCCCGCAGCUCCAUGCCUCUGCCACGCGUGCCGUCACGCAGAUCUGGAGGCACACCUCUCCACGGCCCAGCGCCCCGCGCCGCAUGCUGACCGCACCGACCCACGCGCCCGCGCUUCGCAGCAGGCUCUCCCGCCGGCGCCCUGAACCGCCCCUGCUUCGCCCAGGCUCGCGCUCAUCCCCUGCUCGCGCUCAUCCUUUGGGAGCUGCAGUUCCCAAUCGAAGCAGCAGCAGCAGCAGCUCCUUUUCGAGCUGCCAUCCUCAAUCGAAGGAAUCAAGCGGCUCCUCUCCGAGUCUCGGUUCGAAAUCCAAGCGGCUCCUUUUUUUAGCGGCAAUCCGGAAUCAAAGCAGUCCUUCCCGGGCUGCAAUCAGAAACAGGUCCUGUUUCAGUUUUAAUAUAAGUCUCCGAGCUGCUGCUAUAAAUCUGGUCUGGCGGCAACCCUAGUACUCCCUUGGGCGGCCGACUGCCAGAUCGAUGGCCAAACCAUCCGUGGACGGCCUCGGCAAAUCCUCCCUCGAUAUGGUGGAGGACGAUGAAGUUGACAGGCUCAGUAAGUUGCCCGAUGACGUUUUGCUCAACAUUGUGGAGCGACUUGAUAUCGCUGAUGCUGCACGAGCCACCAUCCUCUCCAGACGCUGGAAGCAGAUCCCUGCUAUACUCUCAAAGAUUGUUAUAAUGGUUGCUUCUUUUCAACCCAAGCAUGAAGGUGGGAAGUUAACCUCGGAUGAUAUAGUUCGGGCCAACACCAACGUGCUGGAAGCAACGAGGAGCAUACUGGAAAAGAGGGCCGGAAGUCCACACACCAUUCACCUGCUGCGCAUGCAAUUCUACUUGGGAGACGAGUCCAUUUUCAUUGGUCGGACUGUUGCCAACACCAUAGCAACACACAAGGUUGCUUCAGUUGAGUUUACAAUCUUGACCAAGGUGCGCACAAAUUUUACCAAUAAUAACCUGCUCACUCAUGGGAGGCAGUUCAUGUCAUUCCUUGAUUCGUGUCCAAACGCAUUUGGUGGUCUUGCACGCCUCACGCUAGAGAAUUUGAGGUUAGGAGAAUCAGACUUUCCCAAAAUUUUCAGUAUAUGCAAGCAACUCGAGGUCCUCUGCCUCUACCACUGUGAUAUGGGCAUUGAGUCUUUGCUGGAAGUGGAACACUCACAACUCAGUGAACUGGUGAUUGGCCGUAGCGUGCUUAUUAAGAGGGUUGAUCUGAAGUGGGUACCAAAACUCACAGUACUGAAAUUUAAUAUGUUUCGAUCUCAAGAUGACCCCUUCUGUCUUGGCUAUGUCCCACUUCUCCAGACUGUGAGCAUCAUUAAUACUGGUUUUUCUUGGCACAAGAUGCUCAAGAUAAGUGAGUUGCUGGGUGAAACCGCCAUAAGCAACCUGCAUUUGAACUUCAAAAGUGAAAAGAUUUGGGUCAAGCCGGAAGGUCGAAGACAAUUGUUACCAGUGUUACACAAGCUAAGGCUUGUGAAUUUGAUUAACAUUUCUGAAGAAUGCGAUCUGAGUUGGAUAAUGUUCAUACUUCAAGGUGCACCCACCCUUAAGGAACUACGCAUCUUGGUGCGGGACCAUUUAUGUGAAAUGGUAACGGGGGAGCGGAGAAAAAAGUAUGCCUUUAGCGAGGAGAAGGACAAGGGACUAGAGUGGGAACCAUCUGCAUCUGAUUUCAAGCACCACAACCUUGCCGAACUCAGAAUCUAUGGGAGGUUUGAAGCAGAAGAAAAUAUCGUGCGCUUUGCCAGGAAUGUGAUGGAAGCAGCGGUGAAUCUCGAGGACAUAAAACUUUAUAAGAGUCCAGUGUGUGAGAAUUGCAAACGCAUGCUCCAGGAGUGGACGUUGAAGGAGAAGUCGUUGCUUAGCUACAAACUCAGCAAGGGGAUGCUGUCUUCGCUCGUCCGGAUUCAGUUCCCAAGUUUAGGGGAAAUUUUUACUUGGCCAAAGUACUGGUCUUGAGCUGCAAGCUGCGUUUUUUUUUUUGAGGGGUUGCAAGCUGCAGUUGACAGGAGUUGUUGUAUGCAUCGAUUAAUCGUCACUAGUCAACCUUUUAAAUUAUUUCUGUUUUGAGAUUGUACUGAGUCGAGGAGGAUAAGGAGUAACUCUUGACAUUAGUGUGAAGUAUUUUGGCAAAUGAAAGUUUCGGAUGUGUUAUUCGUGGCAAA